CAAACGAGGCUGUGUCGUUUUUGUAUCAGUCAGGAUCAUAAGUUCAUAAAUAAUAAGAAUGAUCAUAUAACAUCAUAACUUGUUGCCGUCUUGAACCUAUGCAUCAUACACACACAACACACACAUAAUCCAUAUCUAUGUUACCUUGGCUUAUCAUCGGCUUGGCUACCAUCGUAGCAGCUAUCCUUAGUUACCGGCUUUUGAAGCUCAUAAUAAGGAGGCCCUCAUUACAUCUGCCACCAGGGCCAAGGCCAUGGCCCGUUGUGGGAAACUUGCCCCACAUAGGCCCUUUGCUACAUCGGGCUCUUGCGGUCUUGGCCCGCACUUAUGGCCCGCUCAUGUAUCUCCGCUUGGGCUUCGUUGACGUGGUGGUGGCAGCUUCCGCCUCCGUGGCGGAACAGUUCUUGAAGGUUCACGACGCCAAUUUCUCUAGCCGGCCACUGAACUCCAUGACCACAUACAUGACCUAUAACCAAAAAGACCUUGCUUUUGCUCCCUACGGCCCACGGUGGCGGUUUCUCCGCAAAAUAAGCUCAGUUCACAUGUUCUCUGUUAAGGCCUUGGAUGAUUUUAGACAACUCCGACAGGAAGAAGUGGAAAGAUUGACAAGUAAUUUAGCAAGUUCAGGCUCUACAGCUGUGAAUUUGGGGCAAUUGGUGAAUGUAUGUACCACCAACACAUUGGCAAGAGUAAUGAUAGGACGGCGUCUUUUCAACGAUAGUCGUAGUAGUUGGGAUGCAAAAGCAGACGAAUUUAAAUCUAUGGUUGUGGAACUCAUGGUGUUGAAUAGAGUUUUUAAUAUUGGUGACUUCAUUCCUAUCUUGGAUCGGUUGGACCUUCAAGGAGUGAAAUCUAAGACAAAAAAAUUACACAAGAGGUUUGAUACAUUUUUGACUAGCAUUCUUGAGGAACACAAGAUUUUUAAGAAUGAAAAACAUCAAGACUUAUAUUUGACUACAUUGUUGUCACUUAAGGAAGCUCCUCAAGAAGGAUAUAAACUUGACGAAUCAGAGAUCAAAGCAAUACUUUUGGACAUGUUUACAGCGGGGACAGACACAUCAUCAAGCACAAUUGAGUGGGCAAUUGCUGAACUGAUUAGGAAUCCAAGAGUCAUGGUUCGGGUCCAACAAGAAAUGGAUAUUGUUGUAGGUCGGGAUAGGCGUGUGACUGAAUUGGACUUGCCCCAACUUCCUUACUUGCAAGCUGUUGUGAAGGAAACAUUUCGUCUCCACCCACCAACCCCUCUUUCCCUCCCACGAGUUGCGACGGAGAGUUGCGAGAUAUUCGAUUACCACAUCCCCAAAGGUACAACUCUCUUGGUCAAUAUUUGGGCAAUAGGGCGUGACCCUAACGAGUGGAUUGACCCAUUGGAGUUUAAGCCUGAAAGGUUCCUCCUUGGUGGUGAGAAGGCUGGUGUUGACGUUAUGGGCACCAACUUUGAGGUUAUACCCUUUGGUGCUGGUCGUAGAAUAUGUGUUGGUAUGGGCCUAGGCCUAAAGGUGGUUCAAUUGCUCACUGCCACCUUAGCCCACACAUUUGUUUGGGAGUUGGAAAAUGGACUUGAUCCGAAAAAUCUCAACAUGGAUGAAGCACAUGGGUUUAUCCUUCAAAGAGAAAUGCCUCUUUUUGUUCAUCCUUAUCCUAGACUUUCACGACAUGUGUAUUCAUCAUCAUCAUCACCAUCGUCAUCUUCAUGAUUUGGAAAUUUGUUCUCGUUUUACUUCUCCCUUUCCACCUUUUAAUAAUAAGGAUCCAAAAAAUAAAAAUAAAUUCAUUGUUUUAGUCGGUGAA
This is a messenger RNA of Glycine soja, 1791 nucleotides long. Its product is annotated as flavonoid 3'-monooxygenase-like. Gene Ontology annotation, molecular function: iron ion binding; oxidoreductase activity, acting on paired donors, with incorporation or reduction of molecular oxygen; monooxygenase activity. The transcript has 3 exons. Lineage: Eukaryota; Viridiplantae; Streptophyta; Magnoliopsida; Fabales; Fabaceae. The record is from RefSeq and is a predicted model, not a curated record. Bases 138 to 1697 code for a protein of 519 amino acids.